CCGGUGAGCCAACGUCCCUUGGAACUGGACAAGGUUACGGUUGGAGCUAGUCAGGCGUGAUGGGCAGGGUUUAAAAGGCUCCCGGAGAAUCCCCACCCUCGGACUCAGCGACCUGGCCGGCUUCAACAUGAGGGGCCUGCUGGUUUUUAGCGUUCUGCUGGUGGCUGCCUUCGGGAAGGAAGACUUUUCAGGACACCAGGUUCUUCGAAUCAACGCCGCAAACGAAGCCGAGGUGGACAAAGUGCGGGAGCUCGAGGAGCUGGAGCACCUGCAGCUGGACUUCUGGCGAGGGCCCGCCAACCCCUCCAUUCCCACCGACGUGCGAGUGCCCUUUUUCAGCAUCCAGGCCGUCAAAAUCUUCCUGGAGUCCAACGGCAUCCAGUACUCCACCAUGAUCGAGGAUGUGCAGACGCUGCUGGAUGAGGAACAAGCACAGAUGUUCGCCUUCCAGUCUCGUGCCCGCUCCACCGACACCUUCAAUUACGCCGUCUACCACAACCUGGAGGAGAUCUACAGUUUCAUGGACAUGCUGGUGGCUGAGAACCCAGGGCUGGUCAGUAAGAUUCAGAUCGGCAGCAGCUACGAGGGCAGGCCCAUUAACGUCCUCAAGUUCAGCACCGGGGGUACCAAACGCCCCGCCAUCUGGAUCGACACUGGCAUCCACUCCCGCGAGUGGGUCACUCAGGCCAGCGGCCUCUGGUUUGCCAAGAAGAUCACCGAGGGCAGUGACCCAGCCCUCACUGCCAUCCUGAGCACCAUGGACAUCUUCCUGGAGAUUGUGACCAACCCCGAUGGCUUUGCCUUCACCCACUCUACGAACCGCAUGUGGCGUAAGACCCGCUCUGUCAACGCCGGCUCAUCCUGCAUCGGGGCGGACCCCAACAGGAACUGGGACUCUGGCUUUGGAAUGGCCGGGUCGAGCAACAACCCGUGCUCGGAGACCUACCGGGGCAAGCACGCCAACUCUGAGGUGGAGGUCCAGUCCAUCGUGGACUUCGUGAAGGGCCACGGGAACAUCAAGGCCUUCAUCUCCAUCCACAGCUACUCGCAGCUCCUCAUGUACCCCUACGGCUACACCAGCAUCCAGGCCGCUCACCACAAGGAGCUGGAUGACCUGGCCAAGGCCUCGGUGACCGCCCUGGCUUCUCUGUAUGGGACCAGGUACCAAUAUGGCCCCAUCAUCACCACCAUCUACCAGGCCAGUGGCGGCACCAUUGACUGGACCUAUGACGCGGGCAUCAAGUACUCCUUCACCUUCGAGCUGAGGGACACCGGCUUCUACGGCUUCUUGCUGCCGGCCAGCCAGAUCAUCCCCACGGCCCAGGAGACGUGGCUGGGCCUCAUGACCAUCAUGCAGCACGCCCACACCCACCCCUACUGAGCCGGCGGGGCUACCCGCCCCCACCUUGCACUCCCUACCUGCCCCAAGACCAAUAAAAUGACCAGC
This is a messenger RNA of Tachyglossus aculeatus (Australian echidna), 1447 nucleotides long. Its product is annotated as carboxypeptidase A1-like. Lineage: Eukaryota; Metazoa; Chordata; Mammalia; Monotremata; Tachyglossidae. Gene Ontology annotation, molecular function: zinc ion binding; metallocarboxypeptidase activity. Bases 128 to 1381 code for a protein of 417 amino acids. The transcript has 11 exons. Gene Ontology annotation, biological process: proteolysis. The record is from RefSeq and is a predicted model, not a curated record.